GAGCUUGGUCGCCUCCUGAGAGCUUCGACACAGCAGUCGCAGCAGACAGAGCAGAGCAACUUCCACGGAACUUUGGGGGAAGCAAUCAAUCAGUCUCUCUAUCAGUCUCUCUCUGUCUCUCUCAUUGCUCAAGCGACUGCCGAAGCCGAAGGAAUGGAACACCAGUUGCUGUGCUGUGAAGUGGAGACAAUCCGGAGAGCUUACCAAGACUCGAACCUGCUCAACGAUAGAGUUUUGCAGACCAUGCUAAAAGCUGAAGACAAUUAUCUCCCAGCAACGAACUACUUCAAAUGUGUACAGAAAGAGAUUGUACCUUGCAUGAGGAGAAUUCUUUCUACAUGGAUGCUGGAGGUCUGUGAGGAACAGAAAUGUGAAGAGGAGGUUUUUCCCCUAGCUAUGAAUUUUUUGGACAGAUAUUUGUCGGUCGAACCCACAAAGAAGACCCGACUACAAUUAUUGGGAGCUACCUGCAUGUUUCUGGCGUCUAAAAUGAAGGAGACCAUUCCUCUAACUGCUGAGAAGUUGUGCAUAUACACUGACAAUUCCAUCCGACCAAUCGAGUUGCUGCAAAUGGAACUACUAGUAUUGAACAAACUGAAAUGGGAUCUAGCCUCAGUGACCCCACACGAUUUCAUAGACCAUUUCCUCUCCAAACUACACAUCCAUCAGGACACCGAGCAAAUCCUGCGCAAGCAUGCCCAGACCUUUGUGGCCCUAUGUGCUACAGAUGUCAAAUUCAUUGCCAACCCUCCGUCAAUGAUCGCAGCGGGCAGUGUGGCGGCUGCUGUCCAGGGGCUGCAUCUGAAGAUGGACGAUGCAAUGUCAUCCCAGCAACUCACUCACUUCCUGUCCCAAGUCAUCAGAAGUGACCCGGACUGUCUACGGGCGUGUCAAGAACAGAUCGAAUCCUUAUUGGAGACCAGUCUCCGUCAGGCACAGCGACACACUGUUUCCACAGAAACCAAGAGCAUGGAAAAGGAGGUCAACCUCUCGUGCACGCCAACGGACGUGAGAGAUGUGAACAUCUGAGUUGGACAGUGUUGUCUGGUGCACACCAAGGAGAGGCCAUAGAUGGAGGAGAGGGCUUCGGGGAGAGAAGAGGACGCGCUGAUUGACACUGUCUCAGCAGCACCGCUCCCCGCUGACUGUGCUCUCACCCACUUACACCUACUUACAUACCUGUGCUCAUAGCACAGGGUCUGGCCUGGCCUGAACGUCUUGUCUGGCUCCUAACAUGUGUUGUAAGCGAUCAGCCAGGGCUUAAUUCCUACGCUUGCUCUCUGUCCCUUCACUGGUUUGUGGCAGCAUAAAUUGGGCGUGGUUCCCGCUAUGUAUUUUUUAUAAAACAAACUUGAAUAAGAUAAAACAUUUUGAAGUAGUACUGUAUGUGCCACAUAUGUGUUGUGCAACACAUUAGACAUAAACUAUAUAAUAAUGAAUUAGGUCUUAUUUUUGUUCAACAGAUUGAGUACACCUGCACCUGCAAUUUCUCACAUAAAAAUCUAGUUUUGAGUUGUUUGAUGACAUAGGCAUUUUAAAAUAUGGUAUACCCGCUUCUAAAGGAGCAGAUGUUUUGCUGUGCCUGGUUAGUUUGGUAUGUCCAUGCUUGCCUCAACGUUUAACCGACUUUGAGAUAUUGUUUAGAAAAUCAGUCUUCUAACCUCCUCUUUUUUGAAAUGGAGAAUGUAACCAUACAAUGUAAUUUUGCUUAGCAUACUUUUUCAAUUAUCAUCAGAGGACUGUGGAUUACCUCUGUCAUAACUGCUGACACACUGCCUUCCGAAGACAGCAAGCUAACCAGUAAGGUACAGUUACUUCAGAAUGUCUACAGGAAAAAGUCUACUUUCUAGUGUACUUGAAUACUUGCAACAUCGCAUUCUGCUACAGAAUGAUUAGCUAGCUGUCCUGAAUGCUCUCAAUGGAAGCUAACGUAGUCCACAGUCGUUAUCGAAUUGUUACUCUGUCUUACUUUCUAAGAACAUUCCAUCGGAAAAGCACUUUUGGUCAAUAACGCUUUACUGACUAUUUUGAGAAUGGAAUGGUUUGGGAACAACGACAGACUUUCCUCUGGGAUUUCUAAAUAUGGUGUUACGUGGGAAAGGCAGGACAUAGUAGGAUGUUAAGGGGAAAUCUAAUAUAUUUAUCCAGCUAUAGUACCUGGACCCCAGCUUUCUUAACAGGUGAAAGAUGGCAGCGCCAUCCUCGCAAGAAGGCACCUUUCUAUCUAUUCUCCUCAUGACAGCUGAUGACAGAUUUGGACUUUUCAAACUGCUUGAAUUGAAUCUGAAGCUUGUAAUUUAUAGUUACAUGAACAACAGCUAUUUAUUGCAGAAUAUUCUAUUUUCAAGGCCAGUGUGAAUCAUGAUGACAGAUGGCUAUUUCAUAUAUGUCAAUAUGUCAAACCAUUCAAUACUUUGAAAGGCAUGUGAAGUAAAAGUAAACUCUAAAUAUUACUAUAAAAUCAUUGCACUGGCUUAGUGUACUGAAUGUUGAGGAAAAACUCAAAUGAAAAAACGAAAUGUUUCAAAUCUUCCCCUGUCAUCAAAUAAACAUUUAAAAGGCUUUUAUAUCA
Molecule: messenger RNA, 2572 nt
Organism: Coregonus clupeaformis (lake whitefish)
Lineage: Eukaryota; Metazoa; Chordata; Actinopteri; Salmoniformes; Salmonidae
Product: G1/S-specific cyclin-D1
Exons: 5
Coding region: 154-1029 (291 amino acids)
Biological process (GO): positive regulation of G1/S transition of mitotic cell cycle; regulation of cyclin-dependent protein serine/threonine kinase activity; mitotic cell cycle phase transition
Cellular component (GO): nucleus; cyclin-dependent protein kinase holoenzyme complex; cytoplasm
Molecular function (GO): cyclin-dependent protein serine/threonine kinase regulator activity
Source: RefSeq, a predicted model, not a curated record